AGCGGAACAGUUUCGAGCGAUCGUUCGCCGGUGCGUGAUCAGCUCGAGGCGCCAAGCUGUAUCUGUCCGACAAUUAUUAUCAUUUGUUUUCAUUUCCAGUUUCAUUCGAAAACAGAGAAACAAAAUCUGAAAAAAAAAAAAAAAAAACUCGUCGCAAGUGGGAUCAAAAAACGAAUCGUUGGGACCCCUAAAUUUUCAAUUUUCAAAUAAAAAAAAAGAAAAAUACGAAGAGAAAUCAAAAAACAUUUCGAUAUUUCUCAGCAAUUUUUGAGUAGUACCACCAAAAAUUUAAUCAACGGUUUGAGCUUUUUUCAAGCUUUUAUUUUGAGAUCGUUCACGGUUUUUUCAAAUUUAUACAGAAAAAAUGAAUUUGUGUCUGCAUACAUCAAUAAAAUGUCUGUGAGUGCCUUUUGGAAUUGGAUAUAAAUAAACAUUUGAUAAUUAAUUAAUUGAAUAAGAAAAAUCAACAUGAAGCAGCAACGGCAACACGAAAAGCAGCAGGUUGAAAAUCUGCAGGGGCUACGGUAGUGAACCGUGAAGCCAAUUUGCGCGGUCGUUUGAAUAAUUCCGGAGCAGGUGAUUUCUUGAUGUUGGGAGGGAGUGCGAAAAGUUUAUUAGCGUAGCGGCUCUUGAGCGAUGGGAGCUGGAAUGGGAAGAAGUGGUACAAGCGGGGGUGGACUUCUGGAGGCACUGCCGACCGGAACACCUCUUCACGUCGCGAUGUUGGGACUGGACAGUGCCGGGAAAACUACCGCCCUUUAUCGGCUGAAGUUUGACCAAUAUUUGAACACGGUCCCGACCAUCGGAUUCAACUGCGAACGCAUAAGGGGAGGCAGCGGGAAGGCCAAAGGGGUGAAUUUCCUCGUUUGGGACGUCGGCGGUCAGGAGAAGCUCAGACCUCUGUGGAAAUCGUACACGAGGUGUACGGACGGCAUAAUAUUCGUCGUAGAUUCUUGCGACGCCGAAAGACUCGAGGAAGCUAAAAUGGAGUUGACGCGAACGGCGAGGAGUCCCGAUAACGCGGGAGUCCCCAUCCUGAUUCUGGCGAACAAGCAGGACCUGCCCGGCGCGAAGGAGGUCGGUGAGUUGGAGAAGCAAUUGGGAGUUUUGGAGCUCUCCGGAAUGCCGGGAAGUUCUUGUAUCCGAGUUCAACCGGCGUGCGCGAUAACGGGAGAGGGUCUUCACGAGGGUUUGGACACGUUAUAUCAGCUGAUACUAAAACGAAGGAAACUCGCCAAGUUAAAUCGUAAAAGGGCUAGGUAGGCCCGGGUCUCAGAGGACUGCACAUGCGUCUUCUGAUAUUGUUCCCAGCAGUCCCCGUCUCCUUUACAGGCGUCGACACCCUCCCCGUCGUCGUUAUCGCCGUCGUUCUUGAAAAAGGAAAUUUCACACGACGAAGGGAUAAGAGAGGACCAGCCUUCCGGGUCAGGAAAUUACGGUGUCAUUACCAGAGUCAUGAAGACCAGUGACAUCGAAUUUGAAAUGGAAAUGCUCUGUUCGCCGGUCAGGAGAAGCGAUUCGAGAAGCAACAAAAUCGGGUCAUCCUGGCGGAGUUCCUUAAACAAUUAUAAUUAACGCUGCUAACUAGAGAGAGGAGGAGGAAAAAAAUUGAGGAAAACGAGACGCUUUCUACCACAUCCGACAAAUAAAAAAAAAUAAAUACAUGUAAUAAAUGGAUUAUCAUCGGAGAAAAAAGGUGAUGUACUGAUUUCAGUGUUCGAGAGAUUUAUAAAUAAAUAUCAAGUGAGAGAAAGUGACGAGAAGUGACGAUCGGUGGUAAUUAUUAUUUUUCUUUCUUCUGCGGUAUCGUACGAAUGAUUUUUCUUAGGAGUGUAAUUUUUCCCUACCGGAAGUUGAUGUUUUCUAUGGGUAUCGUUUUCCUAGAUGUAAUUCGAUACUCUGCAGUACGAAGUGUGUAAUACAUAAAUAUGUAUAAGCAGAUGUGGGAACCGCUGCGGGUAUCUCACGUUACAAACACAUCGCUUAAUAAACGCCCCAAGUUGAAAAAAAGACUGCUGCUGGACCGAGAAGCUGUGCUCUUCAGAAUCUCAGAUUUCUUCCCCACCAUAUUGUAUAUCGCCUAGAACAAAAAUCGUUUACGCGACGCAUGAACGAGUGAAUAUCGUUCAAGUUCGACGAAAACCGAAAAACUAUAUCGAGAAAAUAAAUAAAUAAAUAAAUAAAUAAAUAAAUAAAAAAUGUGUCAGUGCGGAUUGAAAGUGGGCAUACGGCGUGCAGUAUUCGUCGAUGAUGUGUAACGAGACGUUGCAUAUAAAUAAUAAUGACGAUUGUUAUUAUCAUUAUUAUUUUAUUCUUAAAAACUAACGAUCUAUAGGUUUUCCGACAUCAAGUGCAAUAUUAUAUCGUAUAAAUGAUUUUGAAUUUGAGAAUGAUAGAUACGCUGAAUUGAGGAAAGAAUAAUAAAAAUAAUAACAAUAACACUAAAAUGUACCAUGAGUGGCGAUGCUAGUCGAUUAUUGAAUAUAUAUACCUAAUAUAAUGACGAUGAUAGUAAUUUUCAUUAACAAAUAAAUUUAUAUAAGUACGCAAAUGAACAUAAAACGAAAUUGAUCAAAUAGAUUUUACAUUAUACCACGAAUUGAAAUACUGAUACAAGUACCAAUAACGAUAAUAGAAAUCGGUUGACAUUAAGAAUUUGAAUUGUACAUAGAAAAAAAGUCUAAAAAAAAAAUAUUAAAUAACUAAUGAAAAAAAUAACGAUUCCUGGCACUCAAGAUCAAUGAUGAUCCGAUUGAUGAAUAAUUACGAAUUUUAGAAUACAAACAUAAUUAUAACAAGUACGGAUAUAAAUUGUUAGGUAACUAAUAUGAAUACGUGAUUGUUGUUUUUUAUAUCAGAAAAAAAAAAAAAUUGAAAAACAUUUAUUGCUCCAAAUUCUAAUACAUAUAUUAUCAUGAAAGAAAAAAGAAACAAAUAUCCUGUAUCAUACAUAUACAUAGUUUAACCCUGUUGUGUUUAUAUAAUUAUCAUUCGAUAUUCUAUCUAUAUAUAUAACAAAUUAUAUACACGUAUGGCGCUUCGAUUUAUCGAUAGAUGAGCUAUUUAUACACGGAAGACAAGAAGAAUUAAAACAAAAUUUAAAACAAAAACUCAAAAAAGUACCAAUUGAAAAGAAAAUAUCGGCACACGUAUAUGUACAUACCUAUAUUAUCAUUAUCAUCAUUAUUAUGUAUCACACCUAAUACAUAAUGAUUAUAAGUAUGAUAAUGUACCUCGUGUCCCAGCAUUUAUACCGCAGUAUUUCUGGUUGCCUGCCAUCAAACGCCAGGCCUGCUCUGUGGGUAAGUCAAACUGAAGUCAGUGAAUGAACGUGGCGCUAUAGGAAGGGUGGUGCCUACCGGCAGGCAACGAGACAUACUGCGGUAUAAAUGCUGGAUAACGUGGUAUAAAAUCGCGUACGUUUUCCGCGCACGUAAAUACGAGACAUGCCUGUAUAAUUAUAAAAUAUACAUAUACUGAAAUAAAAAUGAAAUUGGGCUUUAUGAUACCUAUGUUAAAUAUGAAUUGUAUAGCCUGAUGUUAAUAUAACGAAUGAAUUUAACGCGUCGCAUAGUAUAAAUAUAUAGAUGUAUUAUGUACCUCCUGAAAUUUUCAUACAGUAUAUUAUAUGUAUAAAAAAUGCAUGUAGCGAAAAAACGAGGAAACAAAGUUUCGUGAUCAUUUCAUUUCAUUUUUUUGUUGGUUUUGUUUGUCUGUUUUUUUGUUCUUCCUAAUAAUUUCUCUCACGUAUGUGUCGUAAUAGUAAUCAUGUUUAGCAAUCAACAACGAUAAUAGGUAUUGUGUAAAAUUUAGAUUCAUUAUAAAUCAUCUUAUAAUAGGACAAACUGAAUAACAUUUAGAUUUUUCAAUUAUAUAACGAACAAUAGCAUAUAUUAUACAUCAUGUAAUCGGUAAUAUAUAUAAAAAAUUUAUAGAAAUUGUUUUUUUUUUAUAAAAUCACUCAUAUAUAUAUAUAGAGAAAUAUUGUAACAAAAAGAAAAACAGUCAUUCACCACAUUAUGCAUCUUCGUUUCACGUAUACAUGUACCUAUGAGUAUAUUUGGAAAAAAAGGAAAAUGAAAAAACAUACCAUAUAUUUAUAUUCAUCUAUUUGUAUAACGUCGCAUGGUAAUACAUACAUUAUACAUAUAUAGGUAUACAUAUACCGUACCAGAAAAAAUUUGCAAAAAAAAACGAAACGGAAAACAUCGUUAUAUAUAUACAUACAUUACAUAUAGCUGUCAUCGUAUAAAUGAUAUUAAUAUAUUGGAUAUUAAAAAUCAUUGUUACGUUCUAA
Messenger RNA from Athalia rosae (coleseed sawfly), 4297 nucleotides. It is a transcript of the gene Arl4, whose product is annotated as ADP-ribosylation factor-like protein 4C. Gene Ontology annotation, molecular function: GTP binding; GTPase activity. The coding region runs from base 637 to 1263 and encodes 208 amino acids. The transcript has 4 exons. Gene Ontology annotation, cellular component: cytoplasm. Gene Ontology annotation, biological process: intracellular protein transport; vesicle-mediated transport. The record is from RefSeq and is a predicted model, not a curated record. NCBI's taxonomy places the organism in Eukaryota, Metazoa, Arthropoda, Insecta, Hymenoptera, Athaliidae.